Messenger RNA from Cyphellophora attinorum, 2688 nucleotides. RefSeq lists its product as uncharacterized. The transcript is spliced from 3 exons. The record is from RefSeq and is a predicted model, not a curated record. Gene Ontology annotation, molecular function: catalytic activity. Lineage: Eukaryota; Fungi; Ascomycota; Eurotiomycetes; Chaetothyriales; Cyphellophoraceae. The coding region runs from base 1 to 2688 and encodes 895 amino acids.
AUGAAGUCGUUCGCUACAAUUGCGCGAGUAUGCGCCAUCCUCUUCACUGCCUCGUCUGUUUCCCAGACCAUCCCAGAAAUCAACAGUGACCGAUUCAUCUCACCCUACAACGGUCGUAGUGUCGCGAAUGUCUCUGGUGUGGUCACAGCUCGUAACGCCGAUGGCUUCUGGGUUCGAUCAACCACGCCGGACAAUGACCGCUCAACAUCGGACUCGAUAUACGUGUUCAGUCGGAACUCUAGUGUGACUGUGGGCAAUGCUGUGUCGUUCAGUGGCCGCUACACGGAGUAUCGCUCGUCUAAUUACGUUCCCUUGAACGAGAUCACAAACCCGACUAACAUCCGGGUCAUCGGCAACUCGACUGCUGUGACACCAUUGGUGAUCGGGGCAGGAAAUUUGCUGCCGCCAACAGGGCAGUUCUCUGCUCUAGAUGACGGCGAUAUCUUUGGAUUACCCAACAAUCGCAGUCUUGUAACAGUAGCAAAUCCGACUCUCGAGCCGGCUGAAUAUGGCAUGGACUUCAUGGAAUCGCUGCUAGGCGAGCUUGUUACCAUCAAGUCGCCUGUCGCUGUGGCAAAGCCCAACAAUUUCGGCGACACGUGGGUGGUCGGAAGUUGGCCUAAGACAGGCUCGAACGAUCGCGGUGGCUUGACCAUGACCGAUGGUGAUGCCAAUCCUGAAGCCAUCCUGAUUGGUACACCUCUGGACGGAAGCAGUAAUCCGGACGGAACCAAGCUAGGUGACAGUCUGGAGGACAUCACUGGAGUCGUGUAUCAAGCAUUCGGGUUCUACCGAGUCUUGCCAACGACGGCCAUUCAGGUCAUUGGAUCUCAGGAACCAGCACUGCCAGAUCCCAUCGGCUAUAGCUCUACCGGCCGAUGCUCCGCCAUUACACUUGGCCAGUACAAUGUCGAAAACCUUUCACCGUCGUCAGCUCACCUGCCGGCCAUCGCCGCCCAUAUCGUGGAUUACCUCAAAACGCCAGACGUCGUGUUUCUGCAAGAAAUCCAAGACGACUCAGGCGAGACCAACAACGGCAUCGUUUCUGCCAAUGAGACUCUGACCACACUCUCUGCCGCUAUCAGCGCCCUGUCCCCAUCCACAAGCUACGCCUUCACGGAAAUUGUUCCUGUCAACAACGCCGACGGAGGUGCUCCAGGCGGGAACAUUCGCGUCGCGUACCUCUACAACCCCUCCAUCGUCGCUCUACAUAAGCCCAACCCAGGCUCAUCCACCGAGGCCUGCGCCUACAACGGCACACUGAACCUCAACCCCUGCCGCAUCGCACCUCUGGACCCAGCAUGGACUGCAAGCCGCAAACCCCUCGUCGCGCAGUGGGAUAUCCUCGACGGGAGCAACAGCACUUUCUACACGGUGAACGUGCAUUUCGCAUCCAAGGGUGGGUCAUCGUCCCUCCAUGGCGAUCCCCGUCCCCCCGUGAACGGUGGUGUGGAGAAUCGCCUGGCGCAGGCGAAUCUCACCGCCAGCUUCAUCGCAGAGAUCCUUGCCGAGGAUUCUGAAGCUAGCAUCAUCACGGCGGGUGACUUCAAUGAGUUUGCUUUCGUGGAGCCGCUCACGCAAUUUGUUGAGAUCUCAGGUUUGGACGAUAUCGAGGAUGUGCUUGGAGUUGAGGAGACGGAGAGGUAUAGUUACCUGUUUGAUAUGAACUGCCAGGAGCUGGAUCAUAUGUACAUCAGUCCGAAGGUUGCCAGAGGGAAGAAGGAACUUGCGUAUGAGCAUGUGCAUGUGAAUACAUGGGUUAGCAGGGACGACCAGAUUAGCGACCAUGACCCGGCAGUAGCGAGAUUGAACUUGUGUAGGCCAAAGGCAGGUCCGGGAGGACCAGUGAGACCACCGCCAGCUGGUGGUCCGGGAGGCCCUGUGAGACCGCCAGGCGGUGGUGCUGGUGGUCCAAUAAAGCCACCUGGUAGUCCGCCGAAACCAGGACCGGGUCCGGGACGGCCUGAUCGCCAAGAGACAGCACAACGGCUUUCUUACGCGGUUUCUGCGGAAUUCAUAGCAAUAACUCACUCUGCAACCCUCAUCGCGUUCGAUUAUUACCUCCCGAAUGUCCCAAAGCACUUGAACGCGUACGAUCGAGACCAGCUUCCCACCAACAUGAUUAACAACCUUCAACUCCACUACUUGUCGCGUCUCGAGUACGCCAACGAGCUCGCUCAGCAAGGAAAACUCCAGGAAUGCUUGAACAUUUGCUUCUACCUUCGAGGCAGACCUGAUGCCACGCUGUACACCAGGGCUGUGAUCAAUCUUACCCUUCCCAGAGUCUGCCCGAUCGAAGACCACGCCGAUAAGCUCAAAUAUCCGCACGAAGCCUUGAAGUUGGCCGAAGAGCUUCAAACUGCAGAGCGGACCGGAGAAGACGUCAUGUGGAAGCGUGACUUGAGAAGCGCGAAGAUGUCCACGGGUAUCGAAACCAUCGAGGAAGAAGUACAGAGCUGCCGCGAUGCUCAGAACAGUGGAUCGUCCGGCUGGCACAAGCAGGGAGUGGUUAAGAAGUCAGCAGCUGAGCGCGGUUGGUCGUUUGGCUGGCACAAGCAGGGAAUGGUCAAGAAGAAAGCAGUUGAGCGCGCUAAAGAUCGCAUGGACCGAGACAACGUACGAUGCAAGCUAGUGGCCGAGGGAGAGGGAGAGAUGUCUGAUAGCAGCGAAGGGUCGUUCGUGCUCUGA